AUGUACUCCAUCCGCAGUCUCUCGACUCUUCUGGCCCUGUUUCUUGCAACCCAGGUGCAAGCCCAAGAGAUCGAUGCAAAUUUGACACUCACUUUUUCCAACGGGCAAGAUCAUGGCCCCCAGAACAUUUCGUUCACCAUGUGGGAUAGACCCAAUGCCCUCUAUGCAUCCACCUGUUUCGAUCUCGCCGACGUCUUCGGCAACACGAGCACCAAACACUUCUGGGAUUAUAGCGUCGAAAAUGCUCAAGGCUUCAGCCCAAAUGCCACUUGGACAGCUAUGACCUACAGGCAGCUCAACCAGACCGACCCCAAAGUCGGCAGAGACGCUGCCAGACUUGUCAAGAUCUAUAUGGCGGAGAAUUGUACCGAGAGUUCUUAUCUGACUUGGGAUGGGUUCAGUUGCCAGGAUGCCGGGUCUUAUCACUUCAUGCCUAAGGGAAUCAAGAGCUUUUCUGUUCUGGACAGAGGUCGUUACUACUAUGAGGAUCCUGGUCACUGCUGGGUUGAUGCGGAGUUGGGUCAGUCUGCGGCCUCGACGAACUUCAAGAGCUGUCUUGCGGCAGUGGUGGGCGCUUCCUUAGCUGGCAUGCUGUUGGCUCUGUAG
Molecule: messenger RNA, 606 nt
Organism: Aureobasidium namibiae CBS 147.97
Lineage: Eukaryota; Fungi; Ascomycota; Dothideomycetes; Dothideales; Saccotheciaceae
Exons: 2
Coding region: 1-606 (201 amino acids)
Source: RefSeq, a predicted model, not a curated record